CCAGCUCCCACACCCCACCUAGACGCGUCCGCCGAAACACUGCCGCCGCCCACACAUUUGCGCAUCAUGAGGCCUCCGAAUUCUUCAUCUACAUUUGUCCCUGCCUACAAACGCCCUUCCUGCCGUUUCCUAUAGCGCACAAGCCCCGGCCGCGGUGAUUCCUGCUAUCGCGAACCCCACAUUCUCGCACUCCAGCUCCCACAGCACACGCCCACGAUGUCCAAUCCCGCACAGCUCCUCAAGGGCAAAUCCACAGCCAUAACAGGCGGCGUGACGGGCAUCGGGCGCGCCAUCGCACUGGCAUACCUUGCGCACGGCGCCAACAUCGCCGUCAACCACUUCGGCGACGCGAAGUCGGCGGAUCAAUACCAGACGCUUCUUGAGGAGGCAGCAAGCAUCCUCGGCAGCAAGGAGGAAGCGGAGAAGCGGCUUGCCGAGGUUUCCGGCGACGUGGGCAACCCUGAGACGGGGAAGAGGCUCGUGGCAGAGGUGGUGAAGCGGUGGGGACGGCUGGAUGUUGUCGUGAGCAAUGCAGGGAUAUGCGAGUUCAAGGAGUUUCUGGACAUAACACCCCAGCUCUGGGCAACGACGCACGACGCGAACCUCACUGGCGCAUUCAACACCAUCCACGCCGCCGCAACGCAGAUGUCCACCCAAUCGCCCCCGGGCGGCUCCGUCAUCGGCAUAUCCUCCAUCUCCGCUCUCGUCGGCGGCGCGCAACAAGCCCACUACACCCCCACCAAGGCCGGCGUCCUCAGCCUCAUCCAAUCCGCCGCCUGCGCCCUUGGCAAGCACAACAUACGCUGCAAUGCGCUCCUCCCGGGUACUAUUAAGACGCAGCUGAACGAGAAAGACCUCGCCGACGACGAGAAGAGGAAGUACAUGGAGGGCCGGAUACCGCUGGGGCGGACAGGCGAGCCGCGCGAUCUCGCAGGACCGGCCGUGUUUCUGGCAAGUGACGAGCUGAGCGGAUACGUGACCGGGGCGCAGUUGCUGGUUGAUGGGGGUUUGUUUGUGAAUCUGCAGUGAGGGGAGCGGAUAGCUCGUUAAUAAGGAGAAUGCGCUUUCAAGCGGAGCCACUGAACCAACUUCUUCGGUGAUGCAUAUGUGUCAGUUUGCAUGAUGCAGUGUAUUAUUUGUUUUACUGUUCAAAUGCAUCGGGUGUAGAUGUAGCACCACCAUAUACCCCGGUCUGAAUCAUCA
Messenger RNA from Paraphaeosphaeria sporulosa, 1203 nucleotides. Its product is annotated as short-chain dehydrogenase/reductase-like protein SDR. Gene Ontology annotation, molecular function: oxidoreductase activity, acting on the CH-OH group of donors, NAD or NADP as acceptor. The transcript has 3 exons. The record is from RefSeq and is a predicted model, not a curated record. NCBI's taxonomy places the organism in Eukaryota, Fungi, Ascomycota, Dothideomycetes, Pleosporales, Didymosphaeriaceae. Bases 217 to 1029 code for a protein of 270 amino acids.